ACUGAUUGGGGCCUGGAUUUUUACCACUUACCAGCGACACUAAGACUCGAGAGCAAAUCAAAAAGAGCUGUUGACCUUCUUCACAGCCAUCCUCGUAGCGCUCAAAGACUAAAGAGCAACAUGGCACAGAGAAAAGAAAACGUAGUGAUGUUCCCAUUCAUGGGAACAGGCCAUAUUAUCCCUUUCAUAGCCUUAGCUCUCCGUAUAGAACAAGAGACGAACUACUCCAUAACAUUUGUCAACACCCCCAUCAACAUCCAGAAGUUCAGGUCUUCCAUUCCUCCAAACUCCUCCAUUCGCCUCGUCGAGCUCCCCUUUACGAGCUCGGACCACGGCCUCCCGCCCAACAUCGAGAACACCGAUUCCACUCCCUACCACCUUGUCAUCCGCCUCCUUGAAGCCUCCAACUCUCUGAAACCAUCCUUCAAGAAACUCAUAGAAGACCUUAUCAAAGAGCAACACGGCCACCAGCCACUUUGCAUCAUCGCUGACAUAUUCUUUGGAUGGACUGCAAGCUUGGCCAAAGAGCUUAACGUGUUCCAUGGAAUCUUUACCGUGUCAAGCGCGUAUGGCCUGGCGUGUUACUAUUCUCUUUGGAUGAACCUGCCUCACAGGAAGGUCAAUUCCAAUGAGUUUUCGUUGCCUGAUUUUCCAGAAGCUUCAAGAGUUCAUAUUACACAAUUAGUAACAAAUAUACUCGAGGCUGAUGGUACUGAUGCUUGGUCUGUCUUUCAAAAGGAGAAUCUUCCUGAGUGGGUGAAUUCUGGUGGGAUUUUGGUAAACACUGUCGAACAAUUUGACCAUAUUGGACUGUCGUAUUUUAGGCGUAAACUUGGUCGGCCUGCUUGGGCGGUUGGAUCUGUUCUUCUAUCUAUGGAUAGCCGAGGACGUGCCGUCAAAGGAGGUGGCAUUAGUCUGGAACUUUGCAUUGAAUGGCUGAAUACAAAAACUUUGAGUUCUGUUCUAUAUGUUUCUUUUGGGUCAAUGAAUACGAUCUCUGCCUCACAAAUGAUGCAGUUGGCAAUGGGGUUGGAGGCCAGUGCCAAGAAUUUCAUCUGGGUUCUCAGGCCACCAAUUGGGUUUGACAUAAACUCAGAAUUCAGAGCGAAAGAAUGGUUGCCAGUAGGAUUCGAAGAGAGGAUCAAGAAUUCAAGAAGGGGGUUACUAGUGUACAAUUGGGCACCCCAGGUGGAAAUUUUGAGCCACAAGUCUGUUGCUGCAUUUUUAACUCAUGGUGGGUGGAAUUCAGUGCUGAUUGGAUGGCCGAUGGCAGCCGAGCAAUUCUUCAGCAUCAAUUUGCUGGAGGAGAAGGUGGGAGUCUGUGUAGAGGUAGCUAGGGGGAAGAGCUGUGAGGUUAGAUAUGAAGACAUAGUUGCAAAGAUUGAGUUGGUGAUGAACGAGACAGAGACAGGGAAGGAAAUGAAAAGCAAAGCUCGUCAAGUGAUGGAGAUGAUCAAGAAUGCCACAAAAGAUGAGGAAGGUUUCAAAGGGUCAUCUGUCGAAGCCUUGGAUGACUUUUUUAGUGCUGCAAUGUCAAUGAGGGAGAGGACUGAGAGGGGAAAGAACAUUGCCGCUUAGCCUGCUUGAGUCAAGCAGAAAGAAUUUGGAAGAAUAACUUGGUGAAAAGAACUUGAGCAAAGUGAUUUCCAUUUCAGCAUUUGUAAUAAUGUAUUCUGGGUGUGAUUCAAGUUUGUCUGGGCGUGUUUCAAGUUUUUUCACUCAUGUACCUGCAU
This is a messenger RNA of Corylus avellana, 1733 nucleotides long. The record is from RefSeq and is a predicted model, not a curated record. Lineage: Eukaryota; Viridiplantae; Streptophyta; Magnoliopsida; Fagales; Betulaceae.